Pseudovirgaria hyperparasitica is the source of this 814-nucleotide messenger RNA. RefSeq lists its product as uncharacterized. NCBI's taxonomy places the organism in Eukaryota, Fungi, Ascomycota, Dothideomycetes, Acrospermales, Acrospermaceae. Bases 5 to 547 code for a protein of 180 amino acids. Gene Ontology annotation, molecular function: peptidyl-prolyl cis-trans isomerase activity. The record is from RefSeq and is a predicted model, not a curated record. The transcript has 4 exons.
UGGCAUGACCGUGCGCAAGUACAUGUCGACGCAAUAUCAGCGCCGCGUAUCUUGGUUACCCCGCCACACUCAAAAGCCUUCCUUGCCCAGAGCUCUUAUUACCAACUCUUCUCCACGAAAUACUACCCAUCACCUUCACCUUUCGAUCAACCUGGCUUCGCACCUCAUCCGUCGCACAUUUACGUUCACUGCUAUCAGAAUGGGCGUCAAAAAGACCGUCAUCAAGGAGGGCUCCGGCGCUUCGCCGAACAAGGGCGACACCGUCACCAUGCUAUACACCGGCUGGCUACGCACACCAGGCCAGCCUGAGGAGAAGGGCAAGGAGUUUGAUAGCACACAGAAGCCGGGUCGUGGACCGUUCCAGACACCGAUUGGUGUUAGCCGGGUCAUCAAGGGUUGGGACGAGGGCGUUCCGACUAUGAAGGUUGGCGAGAAAGCGAGACUUGAUAUCUCGUCUGAUUAUGCGUAUGGUUCGCAGGAAUUCCCUGGCCUCAUUCCUCCUCACUCUGAUCUCAUCUUUGAGGUCGAGCUCGUCAAGAUCAACUAAGCACAACCCAAUCAUCGUUAGAUAGUCCUGUAAAGGCUGAAGAUAACUGGGCACCGCGAAAUACCGUAAUGCAAGGAGAAUCGUAGAAUAAAAAGAAAUUAAUCCCAUAGCCCGCUGUGAUUUUAUUGGCCCAAACAAGUUCUAACUGUAUGCAUGCGUUCCCAUCCUCUGCAACCAUGGGUUCUUUCCUUAAUGCAUGAAGGUGCAAUCGUCUCAAACUCAGAUUCAGCAGCUCCUGGUCGCAUAACCUCGGUAUAAUAAAUCGUA